Messenger RNA from Erinaceus europaeus (western European hedgehog), 2956 nucleotides. It is a transcript of the gene LIMK1, whose product is annotated as LIM domain kinase 1. Lineage: Eukaryota; Metazoa; Chordata; Mammalia; Eulipotyphla; Erinaceidae. Gene Ontology annotation, biological process: positive regulation of stress fiber assembly; protein phosphorylation; actin cytoskeleton organization. The record is from RefSeq and is a predicted model, not a curated record. The transcript is spliced from 16 exons. Gene Ontology annotation, molecular function: protein serine/threonine kinase activity; protein binding; ATP binding. Bases 213 to 2156 code for a protein of 647 amino acids. Gene Ontology annotation, cellular component: neuron projection; nucleus; cytoplasm.
CGCCCCCGCCCGCUGCCCAGGCCGCCGCGGAGCGGAGCCACCGCUGGAGCCGCAUCCCCAGCUGGUGUCCGAGAGACGGCGGGUGGCGGCGGCUCCGCGACCCCGAGCCCCGGCCCGGCCCGCUCUCCGCCUCCGCCCCCGGGCCGGCGGCGGCUGCGGGAGUGUCGGGGCCCGGCUGCCCCCCAGCCCCGCGCCCCGCCCCCGCCGAGUGCAUGCGGUUGACGCUACUUUGUUGCAGCUGGAGGGAAGAACGCAUGGGAGAGGAAGGAAGUGAGCUGCCCGUGUGUGCUAGCUGUGGCCAGAGGAUCUAUGAUGGCCAGUACCUCCAGGCCCUGAGCGCAGACUGGCAUGCCGACUGCUUCAGGUGCUGUGAGUGCAGUGUGGCACUGUCCCACCAGUACUAUGAGAAAGAUGGACAGCUGUUUUGUAAGAAGGACUACUGGGCCCGCUACGGAGAGUCCUGUCACGGCUGCUCUGAGCACAUCACCAAAGGGCUGGUCAUGGUGGCCGGGGAGUUGAAGUACCACCCUGAGUGUUUCAUUUGCCUCACGUGCGGGACCUUCAUCGGGGACGGGGACACUUACACACUUGUGGAACACUCCAAGCUAUACUGUGGGCACUGCUACUACCAGACAGUGGUGACGCCGGUCAUCGAGCAGGUCCUACCCGACUCACCGGGAACUCGCCUACCGCACACAGUCACGCUCGUGUCCAUCCCCGCCUCAGCCCCCGGCAAGCGCGGUCUGUCCGUGUCCAUCGACCCCCCUCACGGCCCCCCGGGUUGCAGCACCGAGCACAGCCACACGGUCCGUGUGCAGGGUGUGGACCCGGGCUGCAUGAGCCCAGAUGUGAAGAACUCCAUCCAUGUCGGAGACCGGAUCCUGGAAAUCAAUGGCACCCCCAUCCGGAACGUGCCCCUGGAUGAGAUUGACCUGCUGAUCCAGGAAACUAGCCGCCUGCUCCAGCUGACGCUUGAGCACGACCCCCAUGACACGCUGGGCCAUGGGCCAGGGUCCGAGCCCAGCCCCCUGGGCUCUCCUGCUCACACACCCAGUGGAGAGGUGGGCAGCUCCGGCCGCCAGAAGCCUGUCCUGAGGAGUUGCAGCAUCGACAGGUCCCCAGGCACCGGCUCCCUGGGCUCCCCAGCUGCCCACCGCAAGGACCUGGGCCGCUCCGAGUCUCUGCGUGUGGUGUGCCGGCCCCACCGUAUCUUCCGCCCAUCAGACCUUAUCCAUGGCGAGGUGCUGGGCAAGGGCUUUUUUGGCCAGGCCAUCAAGGUGACGCACCGGGAGACAGGCGAGGUGAUGGUGAUGAAAGAACUCAUUCGAUUUGAUGAGGACACUCAGAGGACCUUCCUCAAGGAGGUGAAGGUCAUGCGCUGCCUGGAGCACCCCAAUGUGCUCCGCUUCAUCGGCGUCCUCUACAAGGACAAGCGGCUCAACUUCAUCACCGAGUACAUCAAGGGCGGCACCCUGCGCGGCAUCAUCAAGGGCAUGGACAGCCAGUACCCCUGGAGCCAGAGGGUCAGCUUUGCCAAGGACAUCGCCUCAGGCAUGGCCUACCUCCACUCCAUGAACAUCAUCCACCGGGACCUCAACUCCCACAACUGCCUGGUCCGAGAGAACAAGAAUGUGGUGGUGGCAGACUUCGGGCUGGCACGACUCAUGGAGGAGAAGAACACGCCGCCCCACGACCUGCGCAGCCUCAAGAAGCCCGACCGCAGGAAGCGCUACACUGUGGUGGGCAACCCCUACUGGAUGGCACCCGAGAUGAUCAACGGCCGCAGCUAUGACGAGAAGGUGGACGUGUUUUCUUUCGGAAUAGUCCUGUGUGAGAUCAUUGGGAGGGUGAACGCUGACCCCGACUACCUGCCCCGCACCAUGGACUUUGGCCUCAAUGUGCGGGGCUUCCUGGACCGCUACUGUCCCCCCAGUUGCCCCCCCAGCUUCUUCCCCAUCACUGUGCGCUGCUGUGACCUGGACCCUGAGAAGCGGCCCUCCUUCCUGAAGCUGGAGCAGUGGCUGGAAAGCCUACGUAUGCACCUGGCCGGCCUCCUGCCCCUGGGCUCCCAGCUGGAGCAGCUGGACAGGGGCUUCUGGGAGACAUACCGGCGGAGCGACAGUGGCCUGCCAGCCCAUCCCGAGGUCCCCGACUGAGCCAGCCCGCCAGCCCCUGGAGACUCCCUCCCUGCACCAGACUCCUGGGGGCGGCCUGGCUGCACUCACCUCGCCCUGCCUUACCGCCUGGGGGGGCCCGCCCCCUUGCUUCUCCUUGCAUGAGCUGGAGAGCCCUGUGUGCCCCCCACGACACCCCCCCAUCCCCUGCGUGCACCCCAUCUGCAGCUCCCGGGAUGGGGCUGGAGGGGACAUGUUCCCAGGAGCCCAACUGGGAGAGUCAGAGGCCCACUCCCUAGAAUAUGAUAAUUACCCACACCCCCAAAGCCAGAGGUCCUGGGGGCGGGGGAAGAAGCCCCCUUGUUCAGGCCGCACCCCUCUAUCUCUUUGGUCCUUUCCAUUCUAAAGCCAUUUGAGUUAGAAGAAGGUACUGGCCUCAGGGUGAGCUGGGAACCCCCCUCCCCACAUUAGGGGAGGCUGGGCUGAGCCAGGGAGAGUCCACCAGCAUCCCAGCGCCCCCCUCAAAGUUCAUCUCAGUGCCCACCCCCCACUUCAUGCCUCUGCGUCCUUGGGUUCUUUCUGUGUAAUCUAUUUUUUAAGAAGAGUUUGUAUUAUUUUUUCACGCGGCUGGGGCUUUCUUUUUCCGGGCGGGGGUGGGGUGGUACCAUCCUGUCCUGCGCCCUCAAGUUAAGCAUCUAGGAAGUAUUAAAACUGUGAAGCCUUCUCAGAGCACUUUGAACCCGGGACCGGCCAGUGGGGCACCACGCAGGGAGGUGGGAUAAGGCUACCUCCGCAUAGGAAGGGACCCAGACUCGGACAAGAAAUAAACUCCAUCCUCCCUA